Aspergillus campestris IBT 28561 is the source of this 1017-nucleotide messenger RNA. Its product is annotated as putative Ras family GTPase (Rab4b). The transcript has 4 exons. Gene Ontology annotation, molecular function: GTP binding; GTPase activity. The record is from RefSeq and is a predicted model, not a curated record. Gene Ontology annotation, cellular component: endosome. Gene Ontology annotation, biological process: regulation of endocytosis. The coding region runs from base 1 to 1017 and encodes 338 amino acids. Lineage: Eukaryota; Fungi; Ascomycota; Eurotiomycetes; Eurotiales; Aspergillaceae.
AUGGUCCGUAGAAGAGGAGCCUCAAAUGUCUCGGCGGCAUCUUCUCUUCCUGAUGGAAACCAGGAGUUGGAGAGCAUGUAUGAUUAUCUGGCCAAGGUGAUUCUCCUUGGGCCAAGUGGUGCUGGAAAGUCCUGUGUGCUACAUCGAUUCGUGAAGAAUGAAUGGAGGGUGCUGUCAUCACCAACGAUAGGAGUCGAGUUCGCCUCGAGGAUCAUUAAACUGGGGACAGGUCCUCGGCGAACAAGGAUCAAAUUACAGCUUUGGGAUACCGCUGGCACAGAGCGAUUUCGAUCCGUCUCCCGGUCCUACUACCGUGGGGCUGCGGGGGCCAUCCUUGUCUAUGAUAUAUCGUCGCAUGCAUCAUUCGAAACUCUCCCUACCUUUUUAAUGGAUGCUCGUGCUCUCGCCUCCCCCAAUCUUACUGUUCUGCUGGCUGGAAACAAGACAGAUCUUUGUGCAGAUUUCGUGCCGCAUAUUGAGCCCAGCGACGAUGGAUUGAAGCCAUCGACGCCUUCCAGCACUUGCAGCAAACAGCCCUCUUUCACACUUGAGUCGGGGGGUGGCUCAAUACGCUCUGUAAACCAUUUAGGAACGGGGACAAGGAUGACAGCAACGUCUGCACCUCGUGGUCGCGAGGUCAGUCCGGAAGAAACUUCUCGCUGGGCUGCUAAAUCAAAUAUCCCUGCUUCGGUAGAGAUCUCUGCCCUCGCUGGAGAGGGUAUAGAUGAAUUAUUCCAUCGGCUAGCCCGGAUCAUACUUACGAAAAUCGAACUGGGUGAGAUAGAUCCUGAUGAUCCUCAGAGUGGGAUUCAAUACGGCGACGCGGCCCUUUAUGGUCACACCACCAGUGACGGCUCUAGCAUCCGGAGCCAAAUGAGCAUGGAAGACGAUAUAAUCCAUUUGCAUCACAAGACUCCCAGGAGAGGUGCAACGAAUUGGCGAAGCGGUGUGAGAGAGUGGGAAGAUGUUUUCCGUCCGAGUGGGCCCCGCCAUGGGAAAGACGGGGGAUGUUGCUAA